AUGGCCAAUGGUGCCUACUCGGUGUACGCAGCAGACUUGGACUUGGACGGUGACCUCGACGUGCUCAGCGCCAGUACCGACGACAAUAAAAUUGCGUGGUACCCCAACAACGGCGGUGGCUCUUUUACCGCACCACUCGUCAUCUCCACCGCAGCCCGUGGCGCUCAAUCAGUGUACGCAGCCGAUUUGGACUUGGACGGCGAUCCUGACGUCCUCAGUGCCAGCUACACCGACAACAAAAUUGCAUGGUACCGCAACAACGGCAAUGGCACCUUUUCCACACAGAUGAACAUCUCCACGGUCGCCAAAGGCGCUUCCUCAGUGUUUGCGGCGGAUUUGGACGGUGACGGUGACUUUGACGUCCUCAGUGCCAGUCCUUACGACAACAAGAUUGCGUGGUACCGCAAUGAUGGCAACGGCACAUUUUCUGCACAAAACAUCAUCACCACUGCGGCCAAUAGUGCCCGCUCGGUGUACGCAGCGGACUUGGACGGCGACGGCGACAACGACGUCCUCAGCGCCACGGCCUCCUUAUGCUUUGUGGGAACCACUUGUGGAAAAAACAAGACCAAGACAGCUUGGUAG
This is a messenger RNA of Monosiga brevicollis MX1, 585 nucleotides long. RefSeq lists its product as uncharacterized. The transcript has 2 exons. The record is from RefSeq and is a predicted model, not a curated record. Bases 1 to 585 code for a protein of 194 amino acids. NCBI's taxonomy places the organism in Eukaryota, Choanoflagellata, Craspedida, Salpingoecidae.